AAAGGAAGCCCUCUUGACUUGCGCAAGGUAGAACUAGGCAUAAAACGAUCAACCGCACAUGCAGUCAAUCUUAGGCUUAAAAAUGAACUUCUUUUUAGGGGUAUCUACCCUAUGCGUUCGCCUGAACCGAUAGCAAAUGGAACUCCUUCCCCAGAGAAAGCAAAAAGACUUUUAGGCUAUGCUGGAAAGAUGGCAGUGGCUGUAAGAGCUUAUAUGAGUACUCCCACUAGAUAA
This is a messenger RNA of Dovyalis caffra, 234 nucleotides long. NCBI's taxonomy places the organism in Eukaryota, Viridiplantae, Streptophyta, Magnoliopsida, Malpighiales, Salicaceae. The record is from the annotation of a GenBank genome assembly.